CGAGGGAUAUCGGGUUCUGAAACACAGCUGGCCCUCAAGGAGAGCAAGCGGUGGCACUUAUUGUCGCUUCAGACCAUUCUGUCCUAUAUAGAUGUAGCAUCGCGGGCUACCAGGAUACAUUAUAUGCCCUCACGCUCCGUCAAUUCUACAGGGACUGUUUUCCAAAACUGCAAUCUAGUGCUUCGUAAGCCGCACACUUCAAGUGCCUACAACGUAAUCUUGGCAAAUGGAAGGAGUGGCCCAGGACAGAACACUGGAUUCGCCAUUCAGAAUUGCAAGAUCACCACAGCCACUGAUUUUUCUCCAGUCAAACACUCGUACAAUUCCUAUCUUGGGAGGCCUUGGAAAGAGAAUUCGAGAUCAGUUGUAAUGCAAACCACAACAGACGAGGCAAUUGCACCGAGAGGUUGGGUGGAAUGGCCAGGGGCUGGGAGUUCCAUUCUGAGGACACUGUAUUUCGCAGAAUACUGUAAUGUUAGGCCGGGUGCUGCAACUGCCAAUAGGGAUGAUAUUUGUAGGUACAUGCAGAAGUUCCCUUCAAUUCAGUUUAAAGCAGUCAAAAGGGAACUAAACCAAUUGGCUGAUCUGAUAGCCUCACAAACCAGGAAUGGCAAUUUGCCUACUUACUGGAGUACUAACCUGCCUGUGAGCAUCAUGCAACUGGUGGAUAAAGAAGCAAGAGAUGGAGUUGGGUAG
Molecule: messenger RNA, 696 nt
Organism: Ilex paraguariensis (yerba mate)
Lineage: Eukaryota; Viridiplantae; Streptophyta; Magnoliopsida; Aquifoliales; Aquifoliaceae
Source: the annotation of a GenBank genome assembly